UUUAUUUCAUUAAUGUCUGCAGUCACUUUUUUUCCUCCAAAGUGUUCAACCACACCGAACUGUAGUGAAUACUUCAAAGAUUGCUGUCCGGAUUACUACUGGAAUGUUGAAAGUCAAACAUGCAAAGAAUGCUUAGCGGGAUAUGGUGGAAUCAACUGUUCACAAGCCUGCCCAUACCCAUACUAUGGAGAAAAAUGUCAAAAAGAAUGUAAAUGUGAGAAAGAAUGGUGUGAUAUCUCUCGAGGUUGUCCAGAUGUAUCAACAGAAACGGAAGCAACACUAUCUUUGAACAUUACUACAGUAGUGGAAAACCACACCAACCCGACAACAGGGAUAUUCACGACAAAGGAUCUUUUCAGUACAAACGAUAUAGUCCUGAUUCUUAUAGAGGUUGUUGGUUUUGUGGACAUAAUAAUGAUAUUUACUUACGUAGUUGUUUGCAUUUAUGAUCGGAAAUUUAAUACAUUCAAUACUCGUGAACUGAUUGAAACAACUGUAGCAUUUCCUGAAAACAAUUCGAUGUAUGAAAACGUUCAAAUAAUAUUUCCUUCAACCUAAUUGAGUUUAUAACCGACGCAUGGCCGGGUGGUUUUUUUUUUCAAACUUUUUUUUCGUAUUACAUA
Saccostrea echinata is the source of this 623-nucleotide messenger RNA. RefSeq lists its product as uncharacterized. The record is from RefSeq and is a predicted model, not a curated record. Bases 13 to 558 code for a protein of 181 amino acids. The transcript has 4 exons. NCBI's taxonomy places the organism in Eukaryota, Metazoa, Mollusca, Bivalvia, Ostreida, Ostreidae.